GAGACGUGACACGGUUAGAAAUGUUCACAAAAACAAGACUUGUCCUUGCGCUUUACCUCUUCAGUUCGCAAAGAAACCAAAAAUAAUGCAGUCCACGUUAAACAUCCAUGGUCUUCCUCUAUGCCUUUCAGGGAUAAUCCACCCUCUUGCUCUCUCUCAUGAGAUCGCAGAUCAUGACCGUAGGAGGAUGGCCAUGAGGAAGCAAAGAUCACUCGCUAGAGAGCGUGUUCAUGCAAAUCAAGAAAUGGGAAGUCAAAUUAACGUUGGAAGAGACUUUUUGGAGGUUAAAGGUGAGAUUGAUUUGUAUGAUCUGUGCCACACUCGCUCGGGUUUAACAGCAAGAGCUGCUUAGCUUCUUCAACAAAAUAUCACUACCAUCACUUGUGCAUCUUGCUUAUUUUUAUUUGUGCCACUUCUCUUCGUAAGUUGUUUUCAAUUUUAUCAUGUCGAUCGAUCUUUUUCUUGUAUUUCUGCUCCAUGAUUAUUAUUUCUCUUGAUGUUGCAUAUAUGCACUGCCCAUUUUCAU
Messenger RNA from Abrus precatorius (Indian licorice), 526 nucleotides. RefSeq lists its product as uncharacterized. The transcript is spliced from 2 exons. The record is from RefSeq and is a predicted model, not a curated record. The coding region runs from base 86 to 352 and encodes 88 amino acids. Lineage: Eukaryota; Viridiplantae; Streptophyta; Magnoliopsida; Fabales; Fabaceae.